This is a messenger RNA of Bicyclus anynana (squinting bush brown), 973 nucleotides long. RefSeq names its product general odorant-binding protein 2-like (gene GOBP2). The transcript has 3 exons. NCBI's taxonomy places the organism in Eukaryota, Metazoa, Arthropoda, Insecta, Lepidoptera, Nymphalidae. The coding region runs from base 437 to 928 and encodes 163 amino acids. Gene Ontology annotation, molecular function: odorant binding. The record is from RefSeq and is a predicted model, not a curated record.
UUUGGUUUAGGCGCUACGGUAGAACAUACACAAAUACAUACAAACAUAGACUGCCAAAAUCAUUAGCCUACCUUUUGGCUUCGCCGUAGGCGGGUAAUAAUAAACAGUGCAUCACAAAUUCUCCAUGACGCACAAUGACGUGACAUGAGCAACCUUCAAAUGACCUUACAGCAAAUACCUAUAUAUCAAGACUUACCGAAGCGGAAUCAAUUGCACCAAACUUACUAUUACAUGAAAAACGGUUGUCAUCAUAUAUAAACUACUAGAAUAAUACUCAAUCUUUAAAUUCCAAUCCUUAAUCCUUUCAGUUAGAGUUCAAAAACGUAUGAUCUUUUAAUUGAGGUUAAUGAUAUGUAAUAUGGGAUUAAAAAAAUAAUUCUUUGAUAUAUUAAAGUGGUUUUGUUGCGGAUCUCAUUGCGAGAAAGCGCGAGGUACCAUGGCGUCGUGUUGGUACAUUAUGGUGGUGGUGGUGAUGUCUAUGGUGUCCAGACCAGUGGCCGGUACAGCUGAGGUGAUGAGCCAUGUCACCGCGCAUUUCGGGAAAUCUUUAGAAGAAUGUCGAGAAGAGUCGGGUCUCUCGCCAGAGAUUCUGGAAGAGUUCCAACAUUUCUGGAGCGAGGACUUUGAGGUGGUGCACCGUGAGCUGGGCUGUGCCCUCAUCUGCAUGUCCAACAAGUUUUCCCUCAUGGAGGACGACGCCAGGAUGCACCAUGUCAACAUGCAUGACUAUAUCAAGAGCUUUCCCAAAGGUGAGUUGUUAUCAGCAAAGAUGGUAGAACUAAUACAUAACUGUGAGCAAGAGUAUGACGACAUCAAGGACGACUGCAGCCGCGUGGUGAAGGUGGCGGCGUGCUUCAAACUGAGCGCCAAGGACGAAGGAAUCGCACCUGAAGUGGCGAUGAUAGAAGCGGUCUUGGAAAAGUAUUAAGUUCACAAGUAGCAAGUAGGGAAUUCGAUCCCGGACCUUAUUUUA